AAGGCAACAGAAAACCAGUUAAUAUCUACCUGAGGAGUUUCACUGCAUGAAAUGAAGAGGAUGACGCUUUGCGUUAAGAAUCGCCUGUGUGUCUGCACCUCUCCUUUGCUCGCCUGUGAGGUUGUCAUAGUAAAAAAGCAAGUGGCCGUUAAUGGGUCGCUUGGACGCACAGGUUAAAAGCCGAUAGCGCUAGCGGGCAGGCUAGACAGUUGCUCUCGUUAUGCCCGCGCCCUGUGUGUGUGUGUUCAGUACUCAGCACGCCUCACACCAUACAGCUGCAUCAGGUUUUAAACGCAGUGGAUAAAACCCAAGAGCUGUUUGAAGAGGUAUCGUGUUCGUCGACGUCUUUGUCACCCGGCUCCUCACUUCAUACCAUGACCGAGAAAGCCAUCUGUACCAGCUGUGGCACUGAGAUCAUCGACAAAUAUCUGUUGAAGGUGAACGACAUGUGUUGGCACGUGAGAUGCCUGUCUUGCAGUGUGUGCCAAACAUCUUUGGGCAGACACAUCAGCUGUUACAUAAAAGAGAAGGAGAUAUUCUGUAAAUUGGACUACUUCAGGAAGUAUGGAACGCGUUGUGCUCACUGUGGUAGGAACAUCCAUUCAAACGAUUGGGUCCGUAGAGCAAAAGGAAACACUUACCACCUGGCUUGUUUUGCUUGCUUCUCUUGCAAGAGACAGUUGUCCACAGGAGAAGAGUUUGCCUUGGUAGAUGAGAGGGUUCUGUGUCGUGUGCACUAUGACUGCAUGUUGGACAACCUAAAACGUGUCAUGGAGAAUGGAAAAGGAGUGAAUGCGGAGGGAGCUGUUACCUCAGAUCAGGAAGUAAAUCAGCCUAAACCAGCCAAGAGGGCGCGGACAAGUUUUACAGCUGACCAGCUACAGGUAAUGCAAGCCCAGUUUGCUCAGGACAACAAUCCAGAUGCCCAGACUUUACAAAAGUUGGCAGAAAGAACUGGUCUAAGCCGGAGGGUUAUUCAGGUUUGGUUUCAGAACUGUCGAGCUCGUCAUAAGAAGCAUGUUAGCCCAAACCACUCUUCAGCCACACCAGUGUCAUCUCUGCAGUCCACUCGGCUUUCUCCUCCUCUAAUAGAUGAAUAUCAGUACACUGCUUUUGCCCCUGUAGACACCCCUAUGCUGAGUGCGCUACACUCCUAUAUGGAUGUCCACUCUCCCUCUUCACUGGUUCUGCAGCCCCUCCUGCCCCACUCAAUGACACAGCUGCCCAUCAGCCAUGCCUAAGAUGUCCACUGCUGCUGCCACAUGGUCAGGUCAGAGUCCAGAGGACAGCAUGAGGAAAUAUUGAUUCGUAUACGGACUAUUGAACAAGACCCAUGCUACUUUCUUUCAUGGGCACUUACUGAAGGAUAUCGGUCUUGCAAUGUUUAAAGUCUUAAUUGUGAAAAUCCUGAAGUUUUUGUUAAUAUAUAAAUAUCUAUAUAGUGAUGGAAUUAAUUUAAUUUAUUUCUUGUAUGUGAUUGAGCACUUCGUUUUAAAAUGACUACCUUGGAGUUAUUAGUUUCUGGUUUAGUUGACAAUAAAAAAAAUUUUUUUUUUUUUUUUUUUUUUUUGAUUGCUCUAAUUGGAAGGUGAAAAAAAAACAAUAAAAUUGGAUUUGUCUCUAGCAUUGAUAAAAUGAAAGCUUUUGUUUUAUUUAAUACUGAUUCUGAGAACUUUUAGUUGAAUCAUCCGAGGUUUGAGUUAUUUUGUGAUUUUGAGAGAUGGCUUGAAAAACUUAUAAACUUAACAUUUACUGUGCUUCUCGGAACCUCAUAGGAAACCAUUCUAAUUGAGCAAUAAACUAAACUGGUUAUUAAAUGCUGUUUUAAAUUCGAUUACAAACAUUGUGAAUCAUAAAAAAAAGUAAAGUUCAAACACAAAUGUUCACGAUGCAUCCAUAAUUGUACAUUUGUAAAAUGUUAAAUUAGAUUUCUUUGUGGCAUACAAAGUGUUGUUUUGUAUAAGUCUUUCACUUUGACGCUGUUCAUUUUUAUAUUUUGGUCUGAUAUCAUGCUUAAUCUUUGUACACCUCAGAGACAGUGAAAUAAAAAGCAGUUUGCUAGGAUAUCA
This is a messenger RNA of Carassius auratus (goldfish), 2069 nucleotides long. It is a transcript of the gene lhx8a, whose product is annotated as LIM homeobox 8a. NCBI's taxonomy places the organism in Eukaryota, Metazoa, Chordata, Actinopteri, Cypriniformes, Cyprinidae. The record is from RefSeq and is a predicted model, not a curated record. Bases 375 to 1241 code for a protein of 288 amino acids. Gene Ontology annotation, molecular function: RNA polymerase II transcription regulatory region sequence-specific DNA binding; DNA-binding transcription factor activity, RNA polymerase II-specific. Gene Ontology annotation, biological process: forebrain neuron development; neuron differentiation; regulation of transcription by RNA polymerase II. Gene Ontology annotation, cellular component: nucleus. The transcript is spliced from 8 exons.